GCUCUAUCGUGUCCGAGGGUAACAGAGGCUGUGUGGGGAUAAACAGAUCUUUUUCACGUCGAGAAAACAGCAGACGAGCCAUGAACUGGAACAAGGGCGGACCGGGGGCUAAGCGAGGGUUUGGGUUUGGAGGCUUCACCCUAGCAACGGCGAAAAAAGAAGAGCCCCGUCUGGCACAGCAGUCCCACACGGCAUUUGGAUCAGCUGGUUCGACGGGAGGUUAUGGAAAGAACCAGCAGCUCCCUGCUUUCUAUAAAAUAGGCACGAAAAGGGCCAACUUCGACGAAGAGAAUGCGUAUUUUGAAGAUGAUGAGGAGGAGUCUGGUAACGUGGACCUGCCGUACAUUCCUGCGGAGAACUCCCCAACACGACAGAAGUUCCAGUCCCGGGAUGGGGAUUCAGACAGUGAUGAUGACCCCUUGGACGCUUUUAUGGCCGAGGUAGAGAACCAAGCAGCCAAGGACAUGAAGAAACUUGAAGACAAGGAAAAAGAAAAGAAAACAUCAAAGGGUAUACGUGAUGACAUUGAAGAGGAAGAUGACCAAGAGGCAUACUUCCGCUACAUGGCGGAGAACCCCACCGCCGGCCUGACCCAGGAGGAGGAGGAGGACAACGUGGAGUACGACAGCGACGGGAAUCCCAUCGCCCCCACCGCCAAGAAGAUCAUCAUGCCCCUCCCCCCCAUCGAUCACUCCGAGAUUGACUACCCCCCCUUCGAAAAGAACUUCUACAACGAGCACGAAGAGCUGAACAGCCUGACUGGCAUCCAGGUGGUGGAACUCAGACAGAAACUCAACCUGCGGGUAUCUGGCGCCGCCCCUCCUAAGCCCUGCACCAGCUUCGCUCACUUCGGCUUCGACGAGCAGCUGAUGCACCAGAUCCGCAAGUCCGAGUACACGCAGCCCACGCCCAUCCAGUGCCAGGGAGUCCCCAUCGCCCUAAGCGGCCGCGACAUGAUCGGCAUCGCGAAGACUGGCAGUGGCAAGACAGCGGCCUUCAUUUGGCCCAUGCUGGUGCACAUCAUGGACCAGAAGGAGCUGGAGGCCGGAGAGGGGCCUAUUGCUGUCAUCGUGUGUCCCACCAGAGAGCUCUGCCAGCAGAUCCAUGCGGAGUGCAAGCGCUUCGGGAAGGUGUACGGCCUGCGCUCGGUGGCCGUGUACGGAGGGGGCAGCAUGUGGGAGCAGGCCAAGGCCCUGCAAGAGGGCGCUGAGAUCGUGGUGUGCACCCCGGGCCGUCUCAUCGACCACGUGAAGAAGAAGGCCACCUCCCUGCAGAGGGUGACCUACUUGGUGUUCGAUGAGGCAGACCGCAUGUUCGACAUGGGCUUCGAGUAUCAGGUCAGGUCCGUUGCCAGUCAUGUGCGUCCUGACAGACAGACCCUCCUCUUUAGCGCUACCUUCCGCAAAAAGAUUGAGAAGCUGGCGAGGGACAUCCUGGUGGACCCCAUCCGUGUGGUGCAGGGUGACAUCGGAGAGGCCAACGAAGACGUGACACAGCUGGUGGAAAUCCUUCCCAGCGGGCUGGAGAAGUGGGGCUGGCUGACGCGCCGCCUGGUGGAGUUCACCUCCGCCGGCUCCGUGCUCAUCUUCGUCACCAAGAAGGCCAACUGCGAGGAGCUGGCCACCAACCUGACGCAGGAGGGCUACAGCCUGGGCCUGCUGCACGGGGACAUGGACCAGAGCGAGAGGAACAAGGUCAUCGCCGACUUCAAGAAGAAGAACCUGCCUGUGCUGGUGGCCACUGACGUGGCCGCGCGUGGUCUGGACAUCCCAUCGAUACGUACGGUGGUGAACUACGAUGUGGCGCGAGACAUCGACACGCACACGCACCGAAUCGGGCGCACAGGCCGCGCCGGAGAGAAGGGCGUGGCCUACACCCUGCUCACCACCAAAGACACCUCAUUCGCCGGAGACCUGGUGCGCAACCUCGAGGGAGCUAAUCAGAAUGUUUGUAAGGAGCUGAUGGACCUGGCUAUGCAGAAUCCUUGGUUCAGAAAAUCUCGCUUCAAGGGUGGCAAGGGGAAGAAACUGAACAUCGGUGGAGGAGGUUUGGGCUACCGAGAGAGGCCGGGCCUGGGAGCAGAUACCUCGGAACGCAGCAGUUCUGGUGUUGGGAGCUACGAGGCCUACAAGCCAUCCUCAGGUGCCAUGGGAGACCGGAUGUCAGCUAUGAAGCAGGCCUUCCAGGCCCAGUACAAGAAUCACUUUGUCGCGGCAUCCGGCUACCCUCCCAAGCUGAGCGCCUCAUCCAGCAGCUCAUCGGGCUGGACCAACGCCGGCAGCCUCAGCUCCUUACCCACAGGGGGUGCUGGGGAGGCGGAGCGGUCCCGGGCCGGCCUCCACACUGGCGUGGCCCUUCCUUCAACGCCAAGCAUGGGGACCAAAAUGGCCGGCUUCACCAGCGCAGGAGCCCUGAGCUCCAUCUCGGACAGCUACAGUAACUCACCCCAGGGCUUCUCCUCCCUGACCCCUCCCUCGCCUCGGGACCCCUCGCAAGACUUCCCACGGGAUCGGCACGGCGACGACAGGGGCCGCCACGAAGACGGACAUUACCGCCACAACGAGCGGAGCGAAAGGCAUGGCGGAGGAGAUCGCGACCGGGAGCGCUUUGGCAACCGCGAUCGCCAAGGAGACAGGGAUCGCUACGGCGGAGGGCGCCACGGCGACAGCCGGAAUGGGGAAGGCAGCCGAAGGGACAGAGAACGGGAUGGCUGGAGGGGUGACAGAGAGGGUGGGGACAGAGCAGGGGGUGAGGGGAGGGGGGAAAGGGCAGAAAGAAGUGAAGACAGCUUUGUGGUUCCUGAGCCCCCAAAGCGCAAGAAAAGCCGAUGGGAUAACUAAGGCAAAUCCUGCUGUCCCUGAAGACAACACCGUUUCUGUAAUGGCCAUGAAUACUACAUAGAAAAAGUGCAGCUCUCCAUUUUUCUGUUCUUAACCAUUAAAACAAAGGCAGCACAUAUAUCAAUACUGUGAUAGGACAAAGAGCAAAUUCAAUUAUUCAAGAUUGACAAUCACUUUAGACAACUUAUAGAUGUUCUAGUAGCUUGCAUUUCUCCCUGUCACCCUCCUUACAUGCAGGGCACACCAGUUGCCCAGUUGGGGAGUUCAGUGGGUUGGUGGGGUAAGUCUUUCCUCAGCAGACCUGAGUGAUAUGACCAUGUUUGUGAGCACCA
Megalops cyprinoides (Indo-Pacific tarpon) is the source of this 3172-nucleotide messenger RNA. It is a transcript of the gene ddx42, whose product is annotated as DEAD (Asp-Glu-Ala-Asp) box helicase 42. Bases 81 to 2840 code for a protein of 919 amino acids. Lineage: Eukaryota; Metazoa; Chordata; Actinopteri; Elopiformes; Megalopidae. The transcript has 18 exons. Gene Ontology annotation, molecular function: RNA binding; ATP binding; RNA helicase activity. The record is from RefSeq and is a predicted model, not a curated record.